Molecule: messenger RNA, 1277 nt
Organism: Cuscuta epithymum
Lineage: Eukaryota; Viridiplantae; Streptophyta; Magnoliopsida; Solanales; Convolvulaceae
Source: the annotation of a GenBank genome assembly
GGCCUAGCUACCAAAGGAGGAGGAAGAAGAAGCUCUCCAACCUUUCUCCAUUGCUGCAACUCGAGCUCAAGCAAGAGAGGUCCAAAGAGUGGGAUUAAAGAAGGAAAAAGGCUAGGAAAAGUGUGUAAAUUAAGGAACUUGUGAAAGGUAUUUCAAGUGAUUUCACAAAGUUGGAAAAGUCGCCGGAGUUGUCGCCGGAGUUGACCGAAAGUCGCCGGAGUUUCACCGGAGUUCAACCAAGAGGGGUAGAACUUCAUAACGCUAGUUCAAGGUUGAAGCUAGAGCUUGCUACUUGCACCUUCUCACGGGUGAUAUCAAAUCAGGGAGACGUGAAAUUGAGGGCAGGCGAAUGAGGACCAGGAACAAUCCGAGGGGGCAGGCGCCGGUAGCAUCCCAAAGGGGAAGCCGGGCUGCAUCUCGGGGUUCGAGAGGAGGCCGGGGAGGCCGUGGAAGCCGUGGAGGUCAUCAAGCUCAAACUGUGAGUGAUGGCCAUGUGAGCUCGGUGUAUGAGACCAACACCGAAGACUACGACUCAACCUACGUGCCAGAGACGGAGCAUGAAGAGACCCCGUAUGAUGGGGGUGACACGUACACCGAUGAUGAUGAUGAAGAGAGUGAUGCCAAGUUCGCCCAAAUGGGCGAAUUGCUUGAAUGGUAUCAAAAAGAAAAAUUGAGGAGGGACCUUAGGCGCCAAGCGAGGCGUGGCUCUCGCGGUGGUUCGGGUCAAGGAAGCCGGGGAGCUUCCGUGGCCACCCCAGCGGCGUCACAAGGUGGGCGUGAAGGAGGUUUUGUCGUGAGAAUCUCCAAGUACCUCAAGGAGGCUAGGGCCUUGGGGUGUAGGUCCUUUGACGGCACCGGUGACAUUACCGUUGCCGCCGAUUGGAUCAAGAAGGUGAAGGAUGCAUCAAGGGACAUGCAAAUCACACCGGACGUGAAGUUGACUGUCGCUUCACGGCUCCUUGAAGGGAUAGCUUCUACGUGGUGGGAGAGCGUGGAAGGGAAGUACCAUGGGGAAAUAACAUGGGCGGACUUUGAGCUAGAGUUCUAUGCUCAAUACUACUCCGAGUACGAGGUGAAUGUGAAACGGAGAGAGUACACUAACCUCAAACAGAAAGAGGGCGGCACAGUUAAGCAACUGGAACAAGAGUUUAGAACCUUGGCUAGGUUCUUGCCGGAGUACGCGGUUGAUGAGAACCGCAUGACGGAGCACUUUUGGGAUGCCCUACUCUUGGACAUCCGUGACCGAGCUACGUACUCGCGCCACAUGACCUUCAGCG